UGCGCACGUAACAUUGUAGAAAAGGUUCAGCCGCCAGGUACCCAAACUCGGAACUCGGAGAUCUUUAAAUUCCUACAACACAGGGAAGCAUUCGGGGCAUGGGGCCCAAGAACUCAUGUAACUACGGACAGUAGCAGUGCGCUGCAGUAGCCAAAAUUUCACCGCGCAAGAGCUACAGAUUCCUUUGCAAGGUGGAGAUGCAGCAGCGGCGAGACUCUACCGGCGGUUGCUGCUCUGUCCGCACUCCACUCGCUUCGCAUCUUUCGUCCGCUUUUGACGAAAUUCAUCUGUUCGAACAAAAGUCCGGGGAACUUUGUUAUGCUCUCUUUUUGAAGCACGUCUGAUUUUCUUCUAAGUGCUCGCAAACAAUCCUGGCGGUGGUGGCUCGGGAGUCACUCACGAAUUAGCCCUCCGCAGCGCGUGUGAGCCUUCUGCGAUUGGAUUCUCAUUCUUAAGAUCGUUGUUGUUCUCCUUGGACGGCCUGACGACCUCCUUUCAGUUUUAAUGCCAUCGAUGCCGAUCUCUCCGAGCUUGGAAAAUGGCAAGAGAAAGUCGAGUUCGGCUUUCCAGGUGCCUGAGCCGAAGCGCUUGAAAUACGGCGAAGCAUCAAGAAGGAGCGAACUUCUGGAGCAGCGCCGCUCUUUGCCCAUUGCUUCAGCCUCAAAGAAGCUGGUGGAAGAAGUGCAGAAGAACGAUACGCUUAUCGUUAUUGGGGAGACCGGAAGUGGUAAAACUACACAAUUGCCUCAGUUUCUACACGCGGCAGGAUAUUGCAAAUUCGGCAGCAUGGUGGGCAUUACUCAACCUAGGCGAGUUGCCGCUAUCACUGUGGCAACUCGAGUAGCCGAAGAGAUGGGUGUACAGCUGAGCAAGGAAGUUGGGUAUUCCAUCAGGUUUGAAGACGCGACGAGCUCACAAACGAAGCUGAAGUUUAUGACAGAUGGAAUGCUUCUUAGGGAGGCACUUCUUGAUCCUCUUCUACAAAAGUACUCUGUAAUCAUCCUUGAUGAAGCCCACGAGAGGACAAUACAUACGGAUGUGCUUUUUGGGCUUUUGAAGGGUGUCCAAGCUAGAAGGCGGGAAGUGUCGAAAGUUGGUACCGAUCCUGAAGCCGGUGAUCAAAACAAGCAAGACAAGACGGUUGCGAAGGCAUCCGAGCAUCAAACGCAGAUUCAGUCGCAAAUGGAAGCUAAUAGUAGAAAUGGAAACUCUAAAAUCAAGCAACUGAAACCCCUCAAAGUCAUAAUCAUGUCUGCCACAUUAGAUGCCCAGGGAUUUAGUGAGUAUUUCAACGGUGCCAAAGCUGUCUACGUUCAGGGGCGGCAGUACCCGGUGCAGAUUAUGAACACCUACACAGCCGAAGCUGAUUAUUUGGAUGCUGCCCUAAUUACUACUCUGCAGGUUCAUCAAGAAGAGUUACCCGGAGAUAUUCUGGUCUUUUUGACGGGGCAGGAGGAGAUUGAAAAUAUGGAGCGGCUCCUGACAGAGCGUAUUGCAUUUUUGCCUGAAGGAUCUCGGAAGAUUUUGGUUGCGCCGAUUUAUGCUGCCCUUCCGAGUGAGCAACAAAUGCGGGUUUUUGAACCAGCUCCGAGUGGAUAUCGCAAGGUGAUACUGGCUACCAACAUUGCUGAGACAUCCCUCACUAUACCUGGGAUUCGCUACGUGAUAGAUCCAGGUUUGGUGAAAGCCAAGGCUUACAAUCCACGCAUUGGUGUUGAGUCUCUAGCUGUUGUGCCGAUAUCAAAAGCCCAAGCUGCACAACGAAGUGGUCGUGCAGGGCGUGAAGGACCAGGGAAAUGCUUUCGCCUGUAUACUGUGGAAGCUUUCAACCAACUUCAGGAUGCAACAGUACCAGAGAUCAAGCGAUGCAAUUUAGCGAGUGUUAUGUUGCAGCUCAAAGCUCUAGGAAUUGACGAUGUGUUAGGAUUUGACUUCAUGGACAAACCCUCUCGGGCAGCCAUUGUCAAGUCUUUGGAACAUUUAUACACUCUAGGAGCUUUAACGGACGAGGGGAAGUUGUCAGAUCCCCUAGGGGUGCAGAUGGCUCGGUUUCCUUUGGAACCCUUAUAUGCGAAGGCUAUGUUGGUUUCGAGUAGUUUCAAAUGCUCUGAAGAAAUGCUUACUACCGUUGCGAUGCUAUCGGCUGAGUCUAUUUUUUUUACUCCACGCGAAAAGUUCAAAGAGGCAAAUGCUGCAAGGCAACGCUUUAGUAGCCCCGAAGGUGACCAUAUAACACUUAUCAAUGUUCUACGCGCCUACACACAAGAAGUGGAAGGAGGUCAAAGUCUUGAUAGUGAAGCUCAUCACAAAAAGUUUGAGAAGAAACUACGGGGUUGGUGCUCUACUAAUUUUAUUAAUGGCCGCUCUUUAAGGCGAGCUUUAGAUAUAAGGAGACAAGUGCGUGGCUAUGUGGAGGGUAUGGGUUUGGAACUUGUUAGCUGUGGUGAUGACUUCACACAUUUCCGACGAUGUCUUACUGCUUCAUUCUUUCUGAAUUCCGCACAUAAACAAGCAGAUGGAAAGUACAGAGCUUUGUCAAGUGGCCAAACUGUUGCUAUCCACCCAUCAUCAGUUCUGUUUGGCAAGAAACCUGAUUGCGUUAUUUUCAACGAACUAGUGAGGACCAACCAACAAUACAUAAGGUCUCUUACGAGGAUCGACUCCCUCUGGCUAGCAGAACUUGCUCCCCAGUAUUACAGCACUAGAGACGUAGAGGACGCAGCGAGACCUACCACUCAACAAGAAGAUUUUCACUCGCAUUGAAAUUGAACUGUUUUUGCAAGGGACCCAUCAUGCCAGAAUUGACGACACGCACUAAACUGCCAAGAAUUUCAUGGUUCAAUUUAUUUAGAUUGUGACUGAUGUAAGGAACGGGAAAGAUCAUGAAUUUGGUCCUGUUUCAUCGAAGUCUCCUGUUUGAUGACUCUUGUCAUUAACCCUUUCUACGAGUGAAAAGUCAACCUUCCUGGACGAACCUAGGAAAAUAUGUACCUCGGUUCUGUGGUGACUGCAUUGAAACAUUGAAAUUCGUUCCUCCAACUCUCCGACUGUUGGCAUCUCGCAAGUAAGAGUAUGUUUACAGGCGCAACGAUGUGCUUGCUGGUUUUAUUUUUGCUGACCUUUGUGACAGCAGAGCAUGAUAGGCCGAAUCAAGAUAUCGGUACGAAAGAGAAGAUCGGGAAAUAAGAUUCCCGAUGUAUAUGGUGCCCGGCCGGAUCGGCCUUGCCUCACGUUGACGAUGACGUCCAAAAACCUUUUAUCUGGAUUGGAAGACCCCGUCAAGCAGAACAAGGAUGAAACAAAAUGGGUAAUAAAGGCUCCGAUAGUGUUUCAUGCACAUGCAUGCAUCGAAAGCAUGUGACCCUCCAGCGUUCUACUCCCAUCAAACUCUCGUGUGUUCUCACACGAGAACACAGAUCAGGCGGUCAAACCAGGAGGUUUGAUGGAACCUGACCACUGGUUUCAUGUCCACAGCAUCCUAACCCACGUCAAGGAAAUCAGGAACAAGUUUAUUCACGCGCCUGACGAAACCCUUCAUGCCGCGUCAAGCUGAGGGAGUGUAAAUCCCGCGGCAUUGUGGAAACAAUGUCUGAGGAUGGUCUCCCUGCGAUUUACGGGAGUUGGUCCCAUCGCAGUGAGACAUCUGAGUUGACAUUCAACCUUCCACAAUCUGCGCGGAAUGAAUGGCCGCAAGAAAAGGGGAUGACAACAGGGGCAAGGCUGAGGUCUCUCUCUAUAUAGGGAAAGAAUGAGCUGCAGGUCUAUCAUCG
This is a messenger RNA of Marchantia polymorpha subsp. ruderalis, 3770 nucleotides long. The record is from the annotation of a GenBank genome assembly. NCBI's taxonomy places the organism in Eukaryota, Viridiplantae, Streptophyta, Marchantiopsida, Marchantiales, Marchantiaceae.